Molecule: messenger RNA, 1005 nt
Organism: Fonsecaea erecta
Lineage: Eukaryota; Fungi; Ascomycota; Eurotiomycetes; Chaetothyriales; Herpotrichiellaceae
Exons: 1
Coding region: 1-1005 (334 amino acids)
Biological process (GO): retrograde transport, endosome to Golgi; endocytic recycling; Golgi vesicle transport
Cellular component (GO): GARP complex; membrane; EARP complex
Source: RefSeq, a predicted model, not a curated record
AUGGCCACCAUCGCCCCUGCUCGUAGUGACUCCCCGGCAAAUCCUGUUCAAAGGAUAACCUCUCCGUCAAUUGGCAGUCCGGGUGGGACACCUUCGUCCUCAGUUCGCCCCUCCUUCGAUCUGCCCAGGAACAAUGCAUCCUCUUCUUCUCCCUCUUUACAACAGAAUGCCACUCUGGCAAGUCCCGCUUCGACAACGCAACGGCGGAAUCGUGCAGCCCUUCGAGACUACUACAACCUCAAAUCCAAAGGCGCUUCUGCCGCAAGUCACGAGCACCGAGAUAUAAGCCGCACAGCGAGCAUAACCUCUACGACCUCUGAUUCCACGAUAGCCACCACCUCCACUGCCAUACCGGAGGCUCCAAGCUCAUCCCUCGCGGCACACUUGGACGACCCGAGCUUUGACGCCGAAUCCUUCGUCUCCGAUCUCUUGAAAACUGCCAGUCUGCGUGACAUUCUGAAAACCGAGAGUUCACUGGUCAGUGAAAUCAGGACACUCGACGGCGAGAGGAAGGCAUUGGUUUACGAUAAUUACAGUAAGCUGAUCAAAGCGGUGGGGACGAUCGCUGAGAUGCAGAAAGGGAUGCACAAGGAAAAGGAGCAAGACAUUAGAGCGAGUGUGCUGGCCAGACAGAAGAGUGAGCAAAAUCCCAGCCUUGAUAGUGUGGCAUUGUUGGGGGAAAAAUUGGACCGGUUGUUAAAAGUUGUAAAAGAGUUUGGCCCAGGCACAACGGAUGGUGAGCGGGCAGCGAAGUCGAUGGAGGCGAGGCGGAUGAGGACACAAAAAGAGAGCGUCAAAUGGGCGCUGAAUGCUCCUGUGCGGCUGCAACAAAUGAUUGAUCGAGGAGAAAAGGAGGGUGCUGAGAGAGAGUAUAUCCAUGUCGCAGAAGUGUUGGACAGGUGGAGCGGGGUCGAUGGAGUCGAGGAGCUCCGAGCCAAAUGUGAAAAGGUCAUGGAGGAUACAAAAGAGGAAACGAGUGCAAAUGAGCAAGGCGACUCGGGUUGA